UCAUCUUUGAUUAGUGUGGCUAGUUUGUUACCAAUAGUCCAAAUCAAAAGUACAAAAUUACGAAAUCCAUCCAGGAGAGCGAGGUCAUAAACAGUGGUCAAAACUCACUCAAGAAGCAAAAACUCACUUCUUGAUUGACUUACGCUCUCUUCUUCUCCACCUCCGGCCAGCCACACCGCCGGUGAGCCGUGCGCGUGACACACCGAUGGCUAGCGAGGCGGUGUCCAUGGCCGCGAACAUCGCGCAGCUCACCGGCGUGGACGCGCUGGGGCUGAUCACGAUGAUCGUGGAGGCGGCGAAGGCGGCUCGCCGGAACAAGCGGACGUGCCUGGAGCUGGCCCGGCUGGUGGAGCAGGUCGGCGACCUACUCCGCGCCCUGCAGGAGCAGCCCGGGGUGACGGUGAUGGAGCGGCCGGAGACGAGCGCGCCGCUGAGGGAGCUGCAGGAGACGCUCCGGCGAGCGCACGAGCUCGUCGAGUCCUGCCGGCGGCGGGGCAGCUACCCUCGCCGGCUCUUCGCCGGGAAGGAGCAGGGCGAGAGCCUCCGCGAGGUGCAGAGCAAGAUCAGCAUCUACCUCCAGCUCUUCCCGAUCAUCUGCCACAUCGACGGCACACGCCUCCUCGUCCGCGUCAUCGCCGACGGCGCCGCUGCCGCCCGCUCGCCACGCCCCGAGGAUGAAGAAGAUGAAGUGCUCAUGUCGCUCACCAAUCGCCCAAAUCCUCAAGCUAGGUUUGAGAAGUUCAGUUAUUCUCAGCUUGUGCAUGCUACAAAUGACUUUUCACUCGACAGUCAACUGGAACAGAGCACCUUGGCCACUUUAUACAAGGGUAAACUUCAUGGGAAUGACGUUACCAUCAAAAGACUUUCACUUCUAACUUCAGGUCAGAGGUUACCAGAAUGUAUGAGUGAGAAUGAGCUAUUCAAAAACGAAAUCAAGAUUCUUCCAGAACUUCAGCACAAAAAUGUAGCCAAACUCGUGGGAUUUUGCACCGAACGACGCGAAAGGACUACUGUCUACGAAUUCAUGCAGAACGGGAGUUUGGAAAACAUCAUAUUUGGAGCAGCAACAGCAAGGUCGAUACUUGAUUGGCCGACACGAUUCAGAAUAAUUGAAGGGAUAGCACAGGGUCUAGCUUAUUUACACAAUUAUUCAAGGGUAUGUAUUAUUCAUAGAGAUCUGAAGCCAAGCAACAUUCUUUUGGAUUCAGAUAUGAAUCCAAAAAUAUCCAAUUUUGAGUUGGCUGAAAUGCUAAGUUCAGGCACUGACGAACAGAAAACAGAUAACGUGGUAGGCUCAAUUGGAUUCAGUGCUCCAGAGUAUAUGCAUAAAGGUAUUUUCUCAGUCAAAACCGAUGUGUAUAGCUUCGGGGUCAUGGUUCUGGAGAUCAUAAGUGGAAAAAGAUGGACUCAACCAAAUCAGACACGGUUCCACAAAGAUUUAUUAACAUGGGCAUGGGUGAGAUCAUGGUGCUGCGGCGCGCGCGUGGCGCGGAGGCUGAAGGAGCUGGUCGACCCGCCGCUGCACGCCGCGUCGUUCCGCGGCGGGGCGCUGCCGCGCUGCCUCUCGCUCCCGGCGAGGCGGCGCGCGCUGUCGCAGCAGCGGGAGAUGCGGCGGUGCGCCCGCGCGGCGCUGCUCUGCAUCCAGGAGAGCCCCAAGCGGCGACCCGCCAUGCCGGAGGUUGUCCACAUGCUGCGCCCCAGGGGGAAGGCCACGCCGCCGCUGCCCGGCCGGUCUCGAUUCACCGCGGCGAGGGCGAGCUCGAUCCACGGCGGCGAGACGAGCAGCUGAUUGAUGGAUUGUUCAUCAUUGGAAGAGAGCAAUUUGUAGUAUUCAUGAACUGAAAACAGUUCAGAGUUUUUCAGACGAACACAAGAGCACUGAACUGAAUAGCUGAAGAGGUUCAGGAAUGAUCAAAUCCUGAUAUAUGGAAACAUUUUGGUGGGUUUUCACUCAUUUUCACUGGUGUAAACUAAUGCCGUCAGGUGAAAUGCUGAUACGAAAUGAAAUCCUUUUGUAGUUGCAGUAAUGAAUUCCUUUUUACCAUGUAAAGAUUUGCACAUUGCAAACGUUUCAAGUACAACAAGAGACUUAAAAUCCUGAUCUGCAACAAGAGAUUUAUUUGUAA
Messenger RNA from Oryza sativa Japonica Group (Japanese rice), 2126 nucleotides. Its product is annotated as cysteine-rich receptor-like protein kinase 44. Gene Ontology annotation, biological process: protein phosphorylation; cell surface receptor signaling pathway. Gene Ontology annotation, cellular component: plasma membrane. The record is from RefSeq and is a predicted model, not a curated record. Gene Ontology annotation, molecular function: protein serine/threonine kinase activity; ATP binding. Lineage: Eukaryota; Viridiplantae; Streptophyta; Magnoliopsida; Poales; Poaceae.